AUGUGGUGGGAAGGCGAGGACAUGAAAUUUAACAAGCUGCAACGAGAGGUGUUUAAGAAAUUACACGAGACCAAGGCAUACAGCGACUUGACGCUGGAAGCAUCAGAAAACCUCAUCGAGGUGACGGAGUUUGAUGCCGCUGCUUUGAAUCGCAUGCUCGAUUUCAUGUAUCUGGGGGAGUACGAAGCCGAAGAUACGGCGCAUAUCGACAUCAAGACUGCCGUGGAAUAUCAGAAUGACAUUCUGAGUCCGGAAUACAUCGAACACAAUUCCGAUAAUGACGAUGACGACAACAACCACAACCACAACCACAACCACAACCACAACAACGACCAUCAUUAUAAAAGCAGUAAAGCAGAACCCGAUUUCAGCGAAUGGACAGUCGACACCGAGUACAAAGCCGAUGCCCUACUCGCCAUGCUCGAGCCACACAUUGGCGUCAACGCUAUUGCCGAUUAUUACGAUAUACCACCGCUAAAAGACCGAGCACAAGCCAUGAUCUUCUUUAUUCUGCGCACAUCGUGGUCUGCAAGGGGGUUUUUGGGCGCAGUGGGAGAGGUUUACAAGACCACCGCUGACAAGCGUUUGCAUAAUAUCAUGGCCACGAUGGCGAUGGAUCACUUGCACGAGCUGAUCGGGAUCAAGGAAUUUGCAGAUAUGGAUAUUCCGAGUGCAUUUGCAAUUGACGUGAUACGGCGCACUGGCAAGAGACUCAGGGAGACAGAGGAUAGUUUUCAUUUCGCAAAGGCCCGGGACCUGAGAGAGAUUAACGAGAGUUUGAAGUCCGCCGUUCUCAAGAUCGAUGCGACUGCUAAAUGUCGCCACUGUUCGGCUAAGUUCAGUGGUGUGGUCCGUGAGAGACACCAUCCAGGCCAACAUUCGACAUAUCUUGUCCGGUGUCGACGAUGUGGCACUAAGCAUUAG
Talaromyces atroroseus is the source of this 924-nucleotide messenger RNA. RefSeq lists its product as hypothetical. The coding region runs from base 1 to 924 and encodes 307 amino acids. NCBI's taxonomy places the organism in Eukaryota, Fungi, Ascomycota, Eurotiomycetes, Eurotiales, Trichocomaceae. The transcript is spliced from 3 exons. The record is from RefSeq and is a predicted model, not a curated record.